UUGAAAGGUAUUAAGCAAAUAUCCUAAACAAUCGCGAAACUCACCCGUUAUAAAUUAAAGCGUUACAAUUAUUUUCUUUCGAUGACAGUAAGCUAAAUAAUGUUCUCUCGCACGUUAAUUUUUGAAGCACAAUAUAAGCGUAAAUAUAUUGUUGAUUGCACUUUCUUUCAGUGGUUUGGAUGAAUUGCCUUCUUCUCAAUGUAUGGCGCUUCUGCAAAAAUUGGCGCAUAAUGGACAUACUGUCAUAUGUUCGAUACACACACCCAGCGCAAAAAUAUUUCAAAAAUUUGACCACGUCUUCGUCAUCACUACAGGACAAUGCAUUUACAGAGGCAGUGCGAGCAACCUAGUGACAUAUCUACAAAGCGUGCACAUAGAAUGUCCGAGACAUUACAAUCUCGCAGAUUUCGUGAUAGAAAUCUCAUCAGGCGAACAUGAUUUCGAUCUGACUGAACGAAUGAUCGCUUGUAUGGAAAUGAAGGCACCAAUUCUGCAGGUCUACCGCUCGAAGCAGGAUUUUGAACUUGAAAGGAAAAAUUAUCAGAGACAAUUAUGUUUCGAUCAUUCCAGCAUACUAAUGCACAAAAUGAUGCUGCAGCUCUGUCGGAACAGGGACCAUCUGUACCUGAAGAUAUAUUUGUACGUUUUCUUGGGAUUCAUUAUUGGCGGAACUUUCUAUGACAUGGGUUACGACGGAUCCAAGAGUAUCUACAAUUUGGGCUUUUGUUUUACGACUGUUUUGAUAUUCCUCUACAUACCUACGCUGCCCAUACUUCUGUGGUGUAAGAAUAACUAUGAUACUUUUGCUACUUUAAAUGAGUGUAAUUAGAAUUGGUUUGUAGAAAAAAAAAACACUAACAAGAUUGAAGGUAGCAGAAAAUCAAUUGUUUUUACUAUAAAUGUAAAGGGCGUUGACAAUAUAUUCAUGAGUAUU
Dinoponera quadriceps is the source of this 934-nucleotide messenger RNA. RefSeq names its product ATP-binding cassette sub-family G member 1-like. Gene Ontology annotation, molecular function: ABC-type transporter activity. Gene Ontology annotation, cellular component: plasma membrane. The record is from RefSeq and is a predicted model, not a curated record. NCBI's taxonomy places the organism in Eukaryota, Metazoa, Arthropoda, Insecta, Hymenoptera, Formicidae. Bases 203 to 829 code for a protein of 208 amino acids. The transcript is spliced from 3 exons.